Numida meleagris (helmeted guineafowl) is the source of this 6265-nucleotide messenger RNA. RefSeq names its product histone deacetylase 7 (gene HDAC7). Lineage: Eukaryota; Metazoa; Chordata; Aves; Galliformes; Numididae. Gene Ontology annotation, cellular component: histone deacetylase complex. Bases 1799 to 4855 code for a protein of 1018 amino acids. Gene Ontology annotation, molecular function: histone deacetylase activity. The transcript has 25 exons. The record is from RefSeq and is a predicted model, not a curated record. Gene Ontology annotation, biological process: chromatin organization; negative regulation of transcription by RNA polymerase II.
CUAGCUCUGACCCUGGGUGGUGGUCUCAAAUCCACCAAGGAACCCUGAUGCAUGCAUCCCUGCCUUGGGGCAGGGUUAACACUGCUGCAUGGGGCUCACUAGGGCUCUGUUUCCUCUUUUUCCUCCUCAAACAGCUCAGCAGCAGGAUGAGUCCAGCAUUCUGGGCAGCAUCCCUACGUGAGCACCCAGUGUGCACAGCUGCACCCUCCGUGCCCUGCUUUGGCUGCUGGGGAUGCCCACGUCCUGCAGCCGCUCUGUGCCUGCUGUUCCUCUUCUUUCCCGACCAGAUCUGGGAUGAACCCUGCUCAAACCCGGCCCUGCUGCCUCGUGUGGCUCUUCCAACCCUUGUUGCAUUCCCCAGUUGCAGCCCAGCGGCUCACCCUGCUGCUCACAUGCACCUGCACUGACCCAGGGUGGCUGCCACCAGUGUCCCUGUGGCACAGCAGAAGGGUUUGCUGGAUCCAGGCACACUUCAGCCUCCUCUGCGCUGAGGAUUUGAUGCCUGCAUCUUGCCCCGCUGCACGAGCUUAGAGCCGAAGGAUGCAUUUCUCAGCUUCUUGGUGAGGACCCAGGGCAAAGGAUACCAGAAGUGUACCUGCGCAGGAAAUUGAAAGUGUUGUGGCUUCCUUCCUCUGACAUAAAUAGCUCUUGCCCUAAAACUUACAUCUCAGCUCCAGUGCUGGUUGGAGGAGAUGCUGAAGCACUGCGAGCCCUGUUCCCUGUGCAUCCAGUUCCCUGUGUGCCAUGCCAGUGCUGUUCCUCCUACUCCUUGCUGUCUUGCUCUCUGUAUUGCGUUGGGCUUGAGUUAUUUUUACCUUUUUUUUUGUGACCAAAUCUGGCUUCCAUCCCCAGCCUUGGACCUCGGCCAGCGCUUGCCAAAGGGGUUUCCUUCUCUGCAGCCUGCAGAAAGGCCUUGAUUAAAGGGCAGAUCCCCUUGAGGAGUCACUGGGUAUUGUGGGAGCCGAGGCUUUUGUCUCAGCAAUUCCACAUCAAGCAAAGCACCGCUUGUGAGCCCCGAGCUCCUCCCUGGGGGGUUAUGAGUCAAGCUGGGCUCUCGCUGUGUUGCACGCAGCAAUUAAAAUAAGAAGGAGGAGGAAAAAAAAAAAAAGGGGCUGAGCUGGAACGCUGUUGACAGCACAGCAGCGACCCAGAGCUAAGCAAGGCUGCUGCAACCUGGAGGGAUUGAAGCAAAGGGGACGGAGCGCCGGCUGCUGGGUGGGAUGCUGCUCGCAGCUGCCUCGUGCACCUGGGGACGGUGACACUGGGGACCCCAGAGAUGCUGUGGGCACCGGAGCAGGGCUGCCAGCGUCCAAACCGGUUGGGAACGCUCUCCUCGGCUUGUGCAAACGGUUGGUAAUUGAGGGAGAGGUUUAUGUAAUCGUUUGAUCUCUCCUCUGCUUCCCUUGGCACGGAGGCAACAUCCUCUCGUGCUGAUGUAACGAGCCGGCGCAGGGAAGGCGAGGCGUCCUGCGUGCUGCUCGGGGCUCCUCACCCACCUGCUCCGGGUGCAGGGAGAGCUGCCAGAGCCUCAGCAAAGGCCUGGGAGCACUGCUGGAGGGCGGUGGUGCUGAGGCUAGACGGCUGUCUCCUUCUGGAGCCUGCACUGCAGGAGGAGAUGGUGCUGUCGGAGGACGCCGGCGUGCCGGAGUUUGGGCACGGCACAAGGACUCGCUUGCUUGGAGCUGCUGAGCAUCACCUGCUUUCGUCUCCUCCUGCGAGGCUCGGUGGUGUUUAAGGCUUCUCCAGUAUCUCGCCCCUUCUCCAGCUGCUGUGGGAUCCGUGCCUGCAAGGUGAGGAGAUGCACGAUGCUGCGGGCUGUACAGCAGACCCCGUCCAGGCUGUGAUACCAGCUGCUGUGACCCCGUGCACCUCGCCGCGGGUGCCCCAGGCCGUCCCCAUGGACCUACGCAUCGGGCAGCGCGUUGUCAAGCCCGGCUCCGACACGGCCUUGCUGGCCCUGAAGCACACGCAGCAGCUGCAGCACCAGCUCUUCCUCGCCAGCCUGCACCAGCAGCAAGUGGAGCAGCUCGCCCACCAGCACGUCAGGGUGACCAUGGAGGCCCCGCACCGUGAGGCAGAGCCUGGGCAGCAGGAGCAGGAGCUGCGGCAGAUCCUCAAUAAGGACAAGAGCAAACGAAGUGCUGUGGCCAGCACAGUGGUGAAGCAGAAACUGGCUGAGGUCAUCCUGAAGAAGCAGCAGGCAGCAGCUUUGGAAAGAACCAGCAACCCCAACCCUCCUGCUAUGCCAUACAGGUCUCUGGAGCCUCUGGAUCCUGAGGGCCCUUCCCCUCCUGUACUCAGCACCUUCCUGUCCCCGGUCCCUAGCACCUCUCUUGACCCCCCCGAGCAUUUUCCACUGCGGAAGACAGCAUCCGAGCCCAACCUGAAGGUGCGUUGCAAGCCCAGGAAGUGCCUGGACCGCCGCAAGAACCCCCUGAUGCGGAAGGAGAGCGCUCCCCCCUCUCUGAAGAGGAGACCACCUGAGACCAUUGAUUCCUCCCCAAGCAGCAGCAGCACCCCCGUGUCCGGCUGCAGCUCUCCCAACGACAGCCUCCCUGCCGAGCACGGAGCCCUCCCCUCUGCCUCCAGCAUGGCCCACGAGGCACCCCUGGCCCAGCGCCUGAUGAUGCAGGAGAGCUCCCUGGCCCAGUUUGCCCUGCAGAGCGCAGCCUCCCUUCCGGCCAUCACGCUGGGAUUGCCGGCCACCACUAGCGCCAGGGGAGAUGCGGAUCGUCGCCCUCUCUCUGGCUUGGCGCACCGGGUGCCUGUGCUGAACGGGCCUGUCCUCACAGGGACACACUCACCCAUGUUCAUCCCAGCUGGCUUGGAACAGCACGAGGCUGGGAACCCCUUGUCCCCUCGGCUCCAGCCCGUCAUCAUCCUCGAGCCCUCAGUCACCCACGCUCCACUUGUGGCAGUGCCAGGUCUGGGGACAGUCCCCUUCUCCUUCGCCCCGUCGCUUAUCUCUGCAGAGCGCCUGUCGCUCCCAGGCCACCACAAACCACUGGGCAGGACCCGCUCGGAGCCCCUGCCCCAGAACCCCAAGGCCAUCCAGCAGCAGCUGGUGUACCAGCAGCAUCACGCCCAGUUCCUAGAGAGGCUCAAGCAGCAGACGCACCUGGGCAAGCGCAUGGCCAAAACCAGCGAGAAGCCCCGGCUGCGACAGAUCCCUUCCUCAGAGGACAUGGAGGCAGAGGGGACAGAGGCUGGGGCUGAGAGCAGCGAGCAGGCGAGGGCACGCGUGGAGCCCGCACGGCCAGGGAGCAGCGGGAAGGAGCCUGAGAGGCCUCAGAAGAUGCUGCAGCCUCAGGAGGAGCUCGUCCUCCAGCAGGCCUAUCUCUGGGACCCCUACCAGCGUGUGCAGCACCAGCUCCUCAAGCGGCAGCCCCUGGCUGACUCCCCCAUGGUCCCGACCAUCCUCUCUGGGCACAGACCUCUCUCCAGGGCACAGUCAUCUCCUGCCACCGCGACUGUCUCCCUCCCUGCCCAGGACACGACCUCCAAGGCGCUCUCCCUGCCGGUGCAGGAGCAGACCACCAAGCCCCACUUCACAACAGGGCUGGUUUAUGACUCGGUGAUGCUCAAGCACCAAUGCUCCUGUGGCGACAACAGCAACCACCCAGAGCACGCGGGUAGGAUUCAGAGCAUCUGGUCCCGGCUGCAGGAGAGGGGUCUGCGCAGCCAGUGCGAGUGUCUGCGGGGACGCAAGGCCACCCUGGAGGAGCUGCAGUGUGUCCACACCGAACGCCACGUCUUCCUCUACGGCACCAAUCCCCUCAACCGCCUGAAACUGGACAAUGGGAAGCUGGCAGGGAUUCUGUCGCAGCGGAUGUUCGUCAUGCUGCCCUGCGGAGGGGUGGGGGUGGACAGCGAUACCAUCUGGAAUGAGCUGCACUCCUCCAACGCAGCCCGCUGGGCCGCGGGCAGCGUCACCGAGCUGGCCUUCAAAGUGGCCAGCAGGGAGCUGAAGAAUGGUUUUGCUGUGGUGCGGCCGCCCGGACAUCACGCGGAUCCAUCCACUGCCAUGGGGUUCUGCUUCUUCAACUCGGUGGCCAUUGCCGCCAGGCAGCUGCAGCAGAAAGGGAAACUCAGCAAGAUCCUCAUUGUGGACUGGGAUGUUCACCACGGCAACGGGACCCAGCAGAUCUUCUACAGAGACCCCGAUGUUCUCUACAUCUCUUUGCAUCGUCACGAUGAUGGAAACUUCUUCCCUGGCAGCGGGGCUGCUGACGAGGUUGGUGCUGGCCCUGGUGAGGGAUUUAAUGUCAACGUAGCCUGGACUGGAGGGCUUGACCCCCCCAUGGGUGACCCUGAGUAUCUGGCGGCUUUCAGGACGGUGGUGAUGCCGAUUGCGCAUGAGUUCUCCCCCGACGUGGUGCUGGUAUCGGCUGGCUUCGAUGCAGCCGACGGCCACCCACCACCCCUGGGUGGCUACAAAGUCUCUGCUAAAUGUUUUGGCUACAUGACGAAGCAGCUGAUGAGCCUGGCCGGGGGAGCCAUCGUCCUGGCACUGGAAGGCGGCCACGACCUCACGGCCAUCUGCGAUGCGUCCGAAGCCUGCGUGUCAGCCUUGCUGGGCAACGAGCUGGAUCCUCUUCCAGAAGAAAGCAUGCGGCAGAAGCCCAAUGCCAACGCCGUGCGCUCCUUGGAAGCGGUGAUCCAGGUCCAGAGUAAAUACUGGGUGGCCGUGCAGCGCUUUGCCUCCAAACUGGGCUGCUCCUUCCUGGAGGCUCAGCACCACGAGGCAGAAGAGGUGGAGACGGUCACGGCCUUGGCCUCCCUCUCGGUGGCUGUGAUGGUGGAGAAGAGGCCACAAGACGAGCCUAUGGAGGAGGAGGAGCCCAUGAACCAGUGAUGAGCGGUGAUGUUCUCUGCUCCCCUGCUUCCAGGACGUGGUUGGACUCUUCCCGAGCCCAGUGCUCGCUCUUCACUCCUGGCUUCCCAUUUGCCACUCACUCCCUGAGUCACGGUCCUGAAAGGGGCUGGACCUUUGGCUGCCACCUCUGCGGGGCGUCCAAGAAAGGAUGCUCCUGCAGCCACCCAGGAGACGGCCUCCUGCUCGGGACAGAUGGAAAACAACCACCUCCCUCGGCACGGCGCGGUGCUGCCACCCUGGACUGUGCCUGCAAUCAGUCCCCGACCUUCAGAACCCAAAAUGUCUCUUGGGGACGCGCAAGAGGCCACCACCCCUCUGCUGCAGACCUGCCCUUCUCCUGGGAUCUUCCUCACGCUUGGGGAACGGGUGGGUGUUGGUAUGGAUGUUGUGGCCGCGCCAUCAGAACUGCACCCGGAGCUCCUCUGCAGUCAGCCGUCCCUUGGGGAAGCAGCCCUGUGUCUUGCUUGAGAGGGACGGGCUCUCCAAGGCCUCCUCAGUGCUCCUCUUCCUCUCCGGUAGGGCACAAGAUGGGAGGGAGCGUGCCAGUGCCGUGGGCUGCGACCUCGUGCUGCACGAGAAGCGUUUGGAAAGCGUUGGAUGAUGCACCCAUUGCUUUGCAGCUGGGGAAGAGCAAGGGCCAGAGUGCCCGCAGCGCCCGGGAUUGCACCCGUGGGACAUCCUAACCACUAGCCAGAGAGCGAAGCCUCUGGGGCCGGGGCUCUGAUUUUGCACUAUAUACAUAUGAGAUGUGCUAAUGUGAACCUUACGUACUCUUCUUCCCACGGGAAUUUUGGGGAACAAACCCCUCGUCGUGUGGACGUCACCCAGGUGCCUUGAGCCCUUUUCCAGCGACCCGCUGGCCUGAGGAUCUGUGUGUCCCUGCAGACCCCGGCUGUCUUCCCCUGUCCCCUUGGAGUAAGUGGCACCUGGUGCCCACCCUCCUCUGGCUGCACCCACUUGGGCUCCCGUUCUCCAGCUGAGAUCAGAUCGAGUCUUGGUCGCCCUCUGCUUGGAGCUCAGCUCCCCAGGGACCCCCCGAAGUUCCUGUCCCCGUCUGGGUUGUAUUGGGAUGACAGAGGUGGGGUCAGCCCUCCCCAAACGCUGUGUCCAUCCGGAUUUGCCUUCUUUCCCCUCUCAUCGUACUACAACAGAGCAUCCUCACUCCAAGAACCUCAUCCUUCCCUGUGUCCCCCCCCCCCCACCCCACCUUGGGCUCUGGGUGUCACAGCUGGAGAGGAGGGGAUGGACAGGGUGCAGAGCUCAGGGGGGGCUGCCAGGCUCCAUCUGCAGGCACAGGGAGGAAAUUUUGUAUAAAAAAAAAGGAAAAAAAAGGAAAAAAAAAAACCAAACAAACAGACCUUGGAAGAAUAAACAUGUAUGUGUCUCAAA